This is a messenger RNA of Cuscuta epithymum, 3171 nucleotides long. Lineage: Eukaryota; Viridiplantae; Streptophyta; Magnoliopsida; Solanales; Convolvulaceae. The record is from the annotation of a GenBank genome assembly.
GGUAAAAACGUAGUUUCACUUUUCAACUCCCGGUCUCUUUAUAUCCAUAGUUGAAACUUGAGACGCACUUAUCCCUCCCUCCCUCCUUCCUUCCAUCGGAACUGGACGUCCGGGGUGUUUUCCGGUUGAAUCCUCGCCGGAGUUCCGACUUUGUUAUUGGGAUUCUUCAUUUUCUCACCUGGAUUAUGUGAUUCCACGUGAAGCUCUUCUGCUAUCGAUGAUUUUAGGAACUCCAGAAAGAAGUGCCCCUGAUUGGCUACUGAUUCAGAGAUCAGCCAUUCAGCCUGAUGGAUGAUAGAGUUUGUUUUACAAAUGACUAUGACUAUGUUGGUGAGCCUGUUGGUAUAAUGACAAGUGUGACUUGAUUCACAUUGAGGAACAGGUAUCUAUAAUUUUUAUGUUGUCAGCAUCCUUUUAAGUCAAGUACAUGACAUGGCAUCAAGAUCUUCUACAAACUUUCUGGACGUGGCUUGUGAAGAAAUUUUGGACGUUCCUCAAACUCCUAGAGCUCUUCCUCGGCUUAUGACUGUUCCUGGAAUCAUCUCUGAUGGAAGCAAUGAUGGUGACUUGGAUGUUAAUUCACCCAUCCAUCAAGACCGUAAAAUUGUAGUCUCUAAUAUGUUGCCUUUGCAUGCUCAGAAGGAUAAAGAAACUUCACGGUGGCGUUUCAGUUUGGAUGAAGAUUCCCUUCAUUUACAAAUGCAGGAUGGGUUUUCUUCUGAAACUGAGUUCUUGUACGUGGGUUCCCUAAAGGUUGAGAUUGAACCCAGUGAACAAGAGGAAGUUGCACAGAGAUUGUUGGAUGAGUUCAAGUGUGUUCCAACCUUUCUACCCGCAGACAUUCAUAAGAAGUUUUAUUAUGGUUUCUGUAAGCAAUAUCUGUGGCCUCUUUUCCACUAUAUGUUACCUAUGUGUCCAGACCAUGGAGAUAGAUAUAAUCGUCAGCUGUGGCAAGCAUAUGUAUCUGCUAACAGGUUAUUUGCCGACAAGGUAAUGGAAGUCAUGAAUCCUGAUAGUGAUUACAUAUGGGUACAUGAUUAUCAUCUUAUGGUUCUCCCAACUUUUCUGAGGAAACGUUACCACCGUGUCAAACUUGGAUUUUUUCUCCACAGUCCAUUCCCUUCUUCAGAAAUAUACCGGACUUUGCCGGUCAGAGACGAUGUUCUUAAAGGACUUCUGAACUGUGAUCUCAUUGGUUUUCAUACUUUCGAUUAUGCACGCCAUUUUCUGUCAUGUUGCAGUAGGAUGUUAGGCCUGGACUAUGAAUCGAAACGUGGGCAUAUCGGGCUCGAUUACUUUGGCCGUACCGUUUAUAUAAAAAUUUUGCCAGUGGGUAUUCAUAUGGGCAGGUUGGAAUCUGUGUUGGAGCUUUCCUCCACGAUUAACAAGGUCAAUGAAAUUCAAGAGCAAUAUAAGGGGAAAAAGGUGAUUCUUGGAGUGGAUGAUAUGGACAUUUUUAAAGGCAUCAGUUUGAAAUUGCUAGCUUUUCAACACCUAUUGGAAGUAAAUCAGAAGUUUCAAGGAAAGCUUGUUCUCGUACAAAUAGUCAACCCAGCGCGUAGCUCUGGGAAAGAUGUUCAAGAAGCAAAGAGGGAAACAUAUUCGACCACUAAAAGAAUCAAUGAACUUUUCGGUCAACCUGGAUACCAACCGGUGGUUUUGAUUGACCGUCCGGCUGCUCGCUAUGAAAAGACUGCAUAUUAUGCUGUGGCGGAGUGUUGCAUAGUCAAUGCAGUUAGAGAUGGGAUGAAUUUGGUGCCGUAUAAGUACAUUGUAUGUAGACAGGGAUCUUCUGGUAUCAAGUCUGAUUCUGCUCAACCGACUAGCACACUUGUGGUGUCUGAGUUUAUUGGUUGUUCACCGUCUUUGAGUGGAGCAAUUAGAGUAAACCCAUGGGACAUUGAAGCUGUCGCCGAAGCACUAAGCACAGCCAUUACCAUGCCUGAAUCUGAGAAACAUUUGAGGCAUGAAAAACACUACCGAUACAUUAAGUCUCAUGAUGUUGCGUAUUGGGCCCGCAGUUUUCUUAUGGAUUUGGAGAGGGCGUGUAAGGAUCAUUAUAGCAAGCGUUGUUGGGGUGUGGGGUUGGGACUUCGUUUCAGAGUUCUUUCGCUUUCUCCGAGUUUUAGAAAGUUGUCUAAUGAUCGCAUAUUGUCAUCGUACAAAAGGACACACAGAAGGGCGAUAUUCUUGGACUAUGAUGGAACAAUCGUGCCUCAAUCAUCGAUACAUAGUUCUCCUAGUGAUGAAGUCAUUCGUUGCCUGAGUGUUCUCUCUAAUGACCCCAAAAAUACGGUGUUUAUUAUUAGUGGCCGAGGAAGGAGUUCCUUGAGUGAGUGGCUUGAACCAUGUGAUAGACUCGGUCUGGCUGCUGAACAUGGUUUUUUCUUAAGGUGGAAUAAAAGCUCAGAUUGGGAAUGCAUGAAUGCUGAUGUAGAGUGGAAACGAAUUGUUCAACCUGUAAUGAAACAAUACACUGAUGCGACUGAUGGCUCAUCUAUAGAAACUAAAGAGAGUGCCUUGGUUUGGCACCACCAGGAUGCAGACCCUGACUUUGGGUCCUGCCAGGCUAAAGAAUUGCUUGAUCAUUUGGAAAAUGUUCUUGCAAAUGAACCCGCUGUCGUCAAGAGAGGGCAGCAAAUUGUGGAAGUGAAGCCCCAAGGUGUGACCAAAGGGUUGGCAGCUGAGAAGGUUCUCGAGAUGAUGGUUAACAAGGGGAAGCCACCUGAUUUUGUGGUGUGUAUAGGUGAUGAUAGGUCGGAUGAAGACAUGUUUGAGGGAAUCAUAAAAAUGGUUUCUGGUCUGACCAUUUCACCAGUCCCAGAAUUGUUUGCCUGCACAGUCGGACAAAAGCCGAGUAGAGCAAGGUAUUACCUUGACGACACCACAGACGUGGUCAGGUUGCUUCAAGGCCUUGCCAAUGCAUCAAACCCAAAGCCGAUACAGAUUGCUGAGUUCCAGUCUGUGUUUGACAUGUUCAAGUGAGUUAGGGGUUCUUUUUUGUGUUUGCUUUCCGAAGGGGGUAAAGUUUUGCAGCUGUUUGAAAAUGGCUGCCUGCCUUUAGUGUUGGAGAAGCGCCAUUGAUGUGUAUAUGUUCUAACUGACGACUUUCUAAUUGAAUUAUGAUAUAUAUAAAAGUCUAAUUUUGCUUUUUGUUUGCUGAGACCAGCC